Closterium sp. Naga37s-1 is the source of this 1602-nucleotide messenger RNA. NCBI's taxonomy places the organism in Eukaryota, Viridiplantae, Streptophyta, Zygnematophyceae, Desmidiales, Closteriaceae. The record is from the annotation of a GenBank genome assembly.
AUGGCCGGAUCAAAAGCUCUGCUCGGGCUACUCGGGAUUGCCACCAUUCUGGUGUGCUUGCUUCCUCCUAGCCUCGCUGCUGUACCUGCCAUUUUCAGCUCGAGCGUCAGGUUGUCAGAUCCGACUGAAGCUGUCAGCUACGAGUCGGUUCAAGGAUCCGCUCUUUCUUCUCUCCUGUUCGACCCUUCUCGCGAUGAUUCGAUCUUCUCAUCCUUCGUGGAGGAAAGGCCUGGCGUGGUCCUCGUGUUCCUGGGCAAGGAGAUUCGAACCACCGACCUGUCGUCUCCAACUGGAUCCGUUGAGCCUCUGAAGGCACUCCUCGCCCAGUCCGCGUCCUCCAAGGUCUUCCCCUAUGUGCAGCCGCUCGACCACGCUGACACUGCGCACGCGCUCGAUGCUCUGCUUGCCUCCUUCUCCUCCCUGGCCUAUGCGGGCCAUGCUGCUGUCAGUGCCUCAUGUGGGCCCGUCUCCCGUCCCGGAAGCCACCGCUUCAGCGGUGAAGACUCGCUCCAGGACCUUCUGAACAACCGUGCGAGCGUGAGGGCAGCUAGGGAGCUUGACAUGGUGCUUUAUUGCUCGGACGGCCCUGCAAGCGCUGACUCACACGACGAUGCUGUUGCAGCAGAAACCACUGAGCUCUCCUCUCUGGCAUCCCUCGUCAAGGCCAUCACCCCCAACUACGCUCUCUUCUACACUGCUGUCCCCGACGUCGACGUGGGAGCACAGAGGCGUCUCCUUGCUGCUGCUGACGACUACCCUGCUGCCGGCGCAGGUGCCGCUGAUGCUGCUGCUGCAGGCGGUGGUGCUGGUUUUGAUGCAGUUGGUGCUGGUGCGGAUGCUGGAGUGGGUGCAGAGGGCGUGGAGGGACAGGAUGUGGCUAGGGCAGCAGUGGUGAAGAAGCAGAAGUGUGGGCCAACGUGCAAGACCCGUACCGCUCUCCUUGAGGGCAUCUUUGCUGGCAUUGUGAUGCUCAUGAUUCUCGUCUCAGGCCUCACAGUCCUCUCUCAGAUUGACACGCCCACACGGUUCGAGGUCUCUCUGGCUUUGGACGUCUACUUUCCAGAUUUUUACUUCUGCGUGACGUUUGACCCUGACGGCCUGCCUGUUAAUUCUACAGUAACAACCGACAGGUCUCCCCCGCCGCCGUCGUCUACAACUCCAGUCACGGGCACCACCAACUACACCUGCAAAUCUCCCGACCUAGGGGAAUUUACCCUAGCAAUCUCCCUCGAACCCCCUCCGCUGUCUCCCCCGCCUUCCCCCGCUCCCCCCACUCCGCCUCCCCCUUCCCCCGUUCCUACCCCCCCGCAACCCCUUCCUCCGCCAUCCCCCGCGCCAUCUUCCAGCAACGACACUGUAGCACUCGCGGUGGGGUUAUCCAUUGGAAUUUUCUUCCUGCUGCUGGUUCUGGGCUGCCUCGCGUGGGUGUUUUGGCGAUCGCAUCGGAAGGCGAAGCUCGAGCAGAUGGAGCGUGACGCGGAGAAGAAGCUGAAUCUCGAGACGGCGCUGGUUGGCGGAAACCGAGCGCCUGCAGCCGGCGCGUCGAGGACGAAAGCGGUGAUCGAAUGGGAGGAAUCGCUGCCGUCCAUUGAUGGAAUCUAA